AGUCGUUCAUUUAAUCUUUAUAACCUAAUCUAAUCCCCAAAUUAGGGUUUCACUGCCGCGAAAACAGAACAGGGACUCACUCUCUUCGCAGCGGCACUCUCGGUGGCUUUCAUCUUCUUGGGGUGAGUUGUCAAGAUGUACACAUCGAGGAAGAAAAUUCACAAGGAUAAGGAUGCUGAGCCAACUGAAUUUGAGGAAUCAGUUGGACAGGCAUUGUUUGAUCUAGAAAAUACCAACAAUGAGCUGAAAAGUGAUCUGAAAGAUUUAUACAUAAACUCAGCUGUCCAAAUUGAUGUUUCUGGCAACCGAAAGGCUGUGGUUAUCCAUGUCCCCUACAGACUAAGGAAAGGAUUCCGGAAGAUUCAUGUCAGGCUUGUGAGAGAACUUGAGAAAAAGUUUAGUGGAAAAGAUGUAAUCUUGAUUGCCACCAGGAGGAUAGUAAGGCCACCAAAGAAAGGUUCUGCUGUUCAGCGCCCCCGCACCAGAACACUCACUGCUGUACAUGAGGCAAUGCUGGAAGAUAUUGUAUUGCCUGCUGAGAUUGUUGGAAAGCGUGUUAGGUAUAAAAUUGAUGGUUCCAAGAUUAUGAAGGUCUUUUUGGACCCCAAGGAGCGAAACAAUACCGAGUACAAGUUGGAGACUUUUGCUGCAGUAUACAGGAAACUUUCAGGCAAAGAUGUCGUGUUUGAGUAUCCUACUACCGAGGCUUAGGUUCUAUUUGUUAGCUUUGAAUUUCUUCCUGAAUUACAUAUGGUGGAUGCUGGUUUUGUUAAGUUGGCUUUAAUUCUGGAUUUUCUUUAGUUACUUAUAGAAAAUACUGUGUCCUGGUUUAUCAAUGUAGAAUUUGAUAUAUUUUCUUGUAACAUCCUAUGAAUCCGUAUUUUUAAGAUUUUAACAUCCUAUGAAUCCGUAUUUUUAAGAUUU
Glycine soja is the source of this 924-nucleotide messenger RNA. Its product is annotated as 40S ribosomal protein S7-like. The record is from RefSeq and is a predicted model, not a curated record. Gene Ontology annotation, molecular function: structural constituent of ribosome. Lineage: Eukaryota; Viridiplantae; Streptophyta; Magnoliopsida; Fabales; Fabaceae. Bases 136 to 711 code for a protein of 191 amino acids. The transcript has 6 exons. Gene Ontology annotation, biological process: translation; rRNA processing; ribosomal small subunit biogenesis. Gene Ontology annotation, cellular component: 90S preribosome; small-subunit processome; cytosolic small ribosomal subunit.